Oxyura jamaicensis (ruddy duck) is the source of this 5343-nucleotide messenger RNA. RefSeq names its product collagen type XVIII alpha 1 chain (gene COL18A1). The record is from RefSeq and is a predicted model, not a curated record. The coding region runs from base 798 to 5255 and encodes 1485 amino acids. The transcript has 41 exons. NCBI's taxonomy places the organism in Eukaryota, Metazoa, Chordata, Aves, Anseriformes, Anatidae.
CGUUGCGUGGAGCUAACAGGCAUCUGAGCCUUAGUCUGCAGGCUUUUCCAGCACCUCCUGGUCGUGGAGGGUGUGGGGACGUGCGGAGCGGCCGUGUCCCCAGCUGGCUCGCUCCGACGCCGAGCUGCUCAGCAGAGGCUUUCGCAACCGGCUUCGGCAAAACCCCAGCACCCGAGGCUACGAUUGCUCACAUGUCCUGGCUUCAAGACGGGGCUGGCGCAUGGUGCUUGGGGGGGUGGCUGCUCUCCCCCAGAGCCCUGCUCGCUCGCUGUCCCGCCGUAGCACCUGGGGGGUCCUGGCAGCAAAACCGAUCUGGGAAAGCUGGUCUCGAAAGCACUUGCUGCUCCGGGGACUUGUUGCAUUUCCAUCCAGUGGAAAUCUGCAUUUUUUUCCUCCUCCUUGCUUUGGGUGGGAAGGAGUUAACGGUGGGGAGCAGCAGCAGCUGGCUGAUGCGGGGCAGGGAGCGCAAGGAGCUCGCACCCACCGCUGGCCCGGCUCCCAGCCGGCUCCCAGACAUGUCUGGGGGCUCAGGUGGGUCCCCGGCCCGGCCUCGUGCCCCCGGGGGGACGUGCCCACUGUGAGGGAGGCUGGCGCUCGGCAGAGGAGGGCUUGGCGUGGCCAGCAGCACGGCCACUCCUCCUUCUGCUCCGGUUUGAAGGCUCGGCGCUGGGGAGGAGAGACCGAUGUGAGCACUGCGGGCGCCUCACCGGGGCUGAACUCCUGCCUCUGCCCUCCUCUCCUUCCCCCAGCCCCUCUGUUUCUCUUCGUGAAGCAACUGGGUUCGAUUUCCCUUCCCCAUGGCUCUGCACCGCCUGGGGCUUUUGCUGCUGCUGGCUUCUUGCUGCUCCUCCUCCUCCGAGGCGCAGCUCCUGAACUGGAUCUGGGGCAGCUCGAAAACCACAGGAACCCCCGUGGCACCCAGCACUGGAGCCACCGCGUCCCAGCUGGCAGAGGCAUCGCCCACCCCGAGCACGCCCCCGGGGACGGCAGCACGGCAGCAUGACCCUGCGGCGGGGCACCCGGCCGCCACACAGCAGCACCAGGAGCAGGACCCCAGCACGGCAGUGCCCGCGGGCACCGAGCAGUGGGACAGGAGCUCUGCGGGCAUCACGGUGCCGACGAGCAUCGCGUGGACGGCCGCUCCCCCCAGCAGCACGCCAUCCACCCACGUCCCCACCGAGGCCUCGCGUCCCGCAGGGACGGGGCACCCCGAUGCGACGGAGCCGCCCCGGCAGCCGGAGGGGACAGGGGUGUCCCCGCAGAAGCCGGCGGCUGCCCGCCCAGAGAACCUGAGCACCGAGGUCAGCCUCCUGGAGCUGAUCGGAGACCCCCCGCCAGAGGAGAUCCUCAAAAUCUACGGCCCCGACAACAGCCCCGGCUAUGUCUUUGGACCCAACGCCAACACGGGCCAGGUGGCUCGCUACCACCUGCCCAGCCCCUUCUACCGGGACUUCUCUCUGCUCUUCCACAUCCAGCCCACCACCCCCCGGGCCGGCGUGCUCAUUGCCGUCACGGACUCCUCGCAGAGCAUCAUCUACGUGGGCGUCAAGCUCUCGGACCUGCACGCGGGCAAGCAGCAGAUCAUCUUCUACUACACAGAGCCGGGCUCGCAGAGCUCCUACGCGGCGGCCACCUUCACCGUGCCCACGCUGCUCAACCAGUGGACGCGCUUCGCCAUCAGCGUGGAGGAGGACGAAGUCGUCCUCUACCUGGACUGCGAGGAGUACGAGCGGGUCCGCUUCGAGCGCUCCCCGGAUGAAAUGGAGCUGGAAGAAGGCUCCGGGCUCUUCGUUGCUCAGGCCGGGGGGGCUGACCCGGAUAAAUACCAGGGUGUGAUUGCUGACCUGAAGCUCCGAGGGGACCCACGGGCCGCCGAGCACCAGUGCGAGGAGGAGGAGGACGACGCCGAGGCAUCUGGAGAUUUUGGCAGCGGGGCAGAGGACAGCCGCCAGCCCUCGGGGAAGGACGGGGGCGUCCCGGGGCUGGUGGAUGCUGUCCCCGUCACCUCCCCGCCCGUGGCAGCAGACAGCGGCUUGAGGAGUGGUGCAGGCUCCCCACAGCAGGCAGAGAGGACCAGAGCGGAGGAGAGGCUGCGGGUCCCUGCAGGAGGCCCCAAAGGAGAAAAAGGGGAGAAAGGCGAACGUGGCCUGAAAGGGGACUCGGGGACCGGUGGCGUCCUGGGGACGGGCAGCACCAAGGGCGAGAAGGGGCAAAAAGGUGAACUGGGCACCAAGGGCAGUGCUGGCUUUGGCUAUCCCGGCUCCAAGGGCCAGAAAGGUGAGCCCGGAGAGCCCGGCCCUCCCUCGCGGCACACCGAUGGUGCAGUGCUGGAGCCAGUCACCGGCCCCCCCGGCCCCACCGGCCCCCCGGGGCUGCCGGGGAAGGAAGGGGCCCCUGGCAGGGACGGUGAGCCUGGCGAUCCUGGCGAGGACGGCAAACCUGGCGUGAUGGGGCCCCAGGGGUUCCCCGGCACACCAGGAGAGCCUGGGCUGAAGGGGGAGAAGGGUGACCCCGGUGUGGGGCCAAGGGGCCCCCCAGGACUGCCAGGUCCCCCAGGACCACCGGGACCCUCCUCCAAGCAGGACAGGCUGACGUUCAUCGACAUGGAGGGCUCCGGGUUUGGCGGUGACCUGGAGACCGUGCGGGGCCCGCGGGGGCCACCCGGUCCUCCAGGGCCCCCUGGCGUGCCGGGCUUGCCAGGGGAGCCGGGCCGGUUUGGGAUGAACAGCACAGACCUGCCAGGACCACCGGGGCUGCCCGGCAGAGAUGGGGUCCCCGGGUCCCCGGGGCUGGAGGGUCCUCAAGGUCCUCCUGGAAAAGACGGGAUGCCUGGGCCACCAGGGCCCAAGGGAGAGCGGGGUGACGUGGGUGACCUCGGCCUGCCCGGAGCACCGGGACCCAAGGGCAGCAAGGGAGACACGGGGCCAGUGGGUCCCCCGGGAGAGAUGGGGUUAGCUGGCCUACCCGGGCCCAUCGGACCCCGAGGGCAGCCAGGCCCCCCGGGACCACCGGGGCCACCGGGGCCGGCGUACGAGGCCGGAUUUGCCGACAUGGAGGGCUCGGGGCUGCCACUCGCCGCCGGCUCCCCUGGACCGCGUGGGCCCGAUGGACCUCAGGGCGUGCCAGGACUGCCGGGGAUCAAGGGGGAGGUCGGCAGCCCCGGGCAGCCCGGUGUGCCGGGACCGAAGGGGGACACUGGCAUGCCCGGCGUGGACGGCCGCCCUGGCCUGGAGGGCUUCCCCGGACCGCAGGGACCCAAAGGCGACAGAGGCAGCCCCGGUGAGAAGGGCGAGCGAGGCCAAGAUGGAGUGGGGCUGCCCGGCCCCCCCGGCCUGCCUGGCCCCCCCGGACAGGUCGUCUACGUCUCGGGUGAAGACAGGUCUUUGGCCGCUCUGCCGGGCCCGGAGGGCAGGCCGGGCCACGCCGGCUUCCCGGGCCCGGUGGGACCAAAAGGGGACCAGGGCUCGCCUGGCUUGCAGGGCUCCCCAGGGCUGAAGGGAGAGAAGGGAGAGCCCGGUGUCAUCAUUAGCCCCGACGGGACCAUCGUUGCUGCUAAUGUGAAAGGAGAAAAGGGGGAGCCAGGGCUGCGGGGACCCAUGGGCCCGUCUGGCCCCCACGGACGAGCAGGGCUGAAGGGAGAAAUUGGCUUUCCAGGCAGACCUGGGCGUCCCGGCAUGAACGGGCUGAAGGGCGAGAAGGGCGACCCGGCCGACAUCAGCGGCAUGCUGAGCCUGCGGGGUCCCCCUGGUCCCCCAGGUCCCCCCGGCCCUCCUGGGCCUCCUGGCAGCGUAGUCUAUGACAGCAACAAUGCUUUCAGCGACGCCAGCCGUCCUGCACUGCCGGCCUUCCCAGGUUUCCACCAGUUUCCAGGGCAAAAGGGAGAGAAAGGAGACGUGGGUGCGCCAGGGCCCCCAGGCCAGUUCCCCUACGACCUGAGCCGCUUCGGCGCCAGCCUGCGGGGUGACAAGGGGGAGGCAGGUCCCAAGGGCGAGAAGGGCGAGCCGGGCGGCACCGCACUGUAUGGCCCCAGUGUCAUGGGGCCACCAGGGCCCCAGGGCUACCCGGGCCUGCCGGGUCCCAAGGGGGACAGCAUCGUCGGGCCACCAGGGCCUCCCGGACCACAGGGACCCCCCGGCAUUGGAUACGAGGGGCGUCAGGGCCCUCCUGGCCCUCCUGGACCCCCCGGGCCACCCUCCUUCCCAGGCCCCCACAGACCAGCUAUCAGCAUCCCCGGCCCCCCCGGACCGCCGGGACCCCCUGGACCGCCGGGCACCAGCGGGACGUCCCUGGGGCUGCGCGCCCUGCCCACCUACCAGGCCAUGCUGAGUGCCGCGCACGAGCUGCCCGAGGGGGGGCUCGUCUUCCUGGCCGACCGGCAGGAGCUCUACGUCCGCCUGCGCGGGGGCUUCCGCAGGGUCCUGCUGGAGGAGCACACCCUGGUCCCCAGCUCGGCACUGGACAACGAGGUGUACGACAAGCCGCCCAGCGUCCACUACGGGGGGUCCCAGCACCCCCUCCAGCCCCGCGGGCCCCUGCACCCCCUGCACAACCAUAGCCCCCCGCCCACCGCCCGGUCAUGGCGCGGGGACGAAGUGGUGGCCAACCAGCACCGCCUGCCCCAGCCGCCCCUGCUGCAGCAGCACGAGCUCCUCAACAGCUACUACAUCCAGCGCCGGCCGGAUCCGGCCCCCGUGGCCGCCCACGUGCACCAGGAUUUCCAGCCUGCUCUGCACCUAGUGGCCCUGAACACGCCGCUGAGCGGCGGCAUGCGCGGCAUCCGGGGCGCCGACUUCCAGUGCUUCCAGCAGGCCCGGCAGGUCGGGCUGGCCGGCACCUUCCGCGCCUUCCUCUCCUCCCGCCUGCAGGACCUGUACAGCAUCGUGCGCAGGGCCGACCGUGCCACCGUGCCCAUCGUUAACCUCCGGGACGAGGUGCUCUUCAGUAACUGGGAGGCUCUCUUCACCGGCAGCGAGGCCCCGCUGCGGGCUGAUGCCCGCAUCCUCUCCUUCGAUGGCCGGGACGUCCUGCGGGAUUCGGCAUGGCCGCAGAAGAGCGUCUGGCAUGGCUCGGACGCCAAGGGCCGACGCCUGCCUGAGAGCUACUGCGAGGCGUGGCGGACGGAGGAGCGCGGCACCAGCGGGCAGGCCUCCUCGCUGAGCUCGGGCAAGCUCCUGGAGCAGGCGGCCAGCAGUUGCCAGCACGCCUUCAUCGUCCUCUGCAUCGAGAACAGCUUCAUGACCGCUGCCAAAAAAUGACCCUGCUCGCCGAGCGCUGCACGCCUCCCUGGGGAGGGGCUGCUCCCCGCCACGCUCCUGCCUUCACCCCCCAGACCUAAAGCCAAAG